Pyrgilauda ruficollis (rufous-necked snowfinch) is the source of this 3992-nucleotide messenger RNA. RefSeq names its product splicing regulatory glutamine/lysine-rich protein 1-like. The coding region runs from base 372 to 2378 and encodes 668 amino acids. Lineage: Eukaryota; Metazoa; Chordata; Aves; Passeriformes; Passeridae. Gene Ontology annotation, molecular function: RNA binding. Gene Ontology annotation, cellular component: nucleoplasm. The transcript has 12 exons. The record is from RefSeq and is a predicted model, not a curated record.
UGGCAGCCUGGGGCGGGUAGUGCGUGUGAAAGAAGGCCGGGGGAGGAGGGGGACGCGGUCCCGUACUGGUGGCCUGGGUAGCUCCUUGGGAAACCGGAGGGAAGUGAGGUUUUUUUCCCCCCUUCCCUUCUUGCAGGGGAACUCGGAGUCCCGUCGGCGCGGAGCGAGGGCGCCCGCUCCACCGUGAGCCCCAGCUAGCACGGGAAGAACAGCUGUCCGCCCAGAAUCACCUCCAGGGAGCAGUCGAGUCCGCCGCUAGAGCGCCCGCAUGCUAGGACGCUCUGGCAGGCGCCACACGCUUCUCUGUCGUCCGGCCCGCCUUUCCGACUGUGUGGCACUGUCGCGAGCGGAGCAGUUGUGCAGGCUCCGCCAUGAUGAGCAGUGGAGGGAUCGGGGUGCCGCUAGGCUUCCCCUUGGCCCCCACGUCUGUCAUCCAGAUCACGAACCUCUCCUCGGCUGUGACCAGUGAGCAGAUGCGGACUCUCUUCAGCUUCCUGGGAGAUAUCGAGGAGCUGCGCCUCUAUCCCCCGGACAACACACCUCUUACUUUUUCUUCCAAAGUAUGUUAUAUUAAGUUUCGUGAAGCAUCAAGUGUUGGUGUGGCCCAGCAUCUAACUAACACGGUUUUUAUUGACAGAGCUUUGAUAGUUGUGCCCUGCGCAGAAGGUAAAAUCCCAGAUGAAGCCAAAGCCCUUUCUCUAUUGGCACCUGCUCCUACUAUGACAAGUCUGAUGCCCGGUGCAGGGUUGCUUCCUAUACCUACACCAACCCCUUUAAGUACACUUGGUGUUUCACUUGGCACUUUGGGGGCUAUACCAGCAGCAGCAUUGGACCCUAACAUUACAACAGUGGGAGAAAUACCACAGCCACCAAUUAUGGGGAAUGUGGACCCAUCCAAGAUUGAUGAAAUUAGAAGAACAGUCUACGUUGGAAACUUGAAUUCACAGACUACAACAGCAGAUCAGCUGCUUGAAUUCUUUAAGCAAGUUGGAGAAGUCAAAUUUGUGCGAAUGGCAGGUGAUGAGACACAACCAACACGAUUUGCUUUUGUGGAAUUUGCAGACCAAAAUUCUGUACCUCGAGCUCUUGCCUUUAAUGGAGUUAUGUUUGGAGACAGGCCACUGAAAAUAAAUCACUCCAAUAAUGCAAUAGUGAAGCCUCCUGAAAUGACACCACAAGCUGCUGCCAAGGAACUGGAAGAAGUGAUGAAGAGAGUAAGGGAAGCUCAAUCUUUCAUAUCUGCUGCUAUUGAGCCAGAGUCUGGAAAGAGCAGUGAAAGAAAAUGUGGUCGAUCUCGUUCCCAUUCUCGUUCAGAAUCCAGGUCUAGCUCAAAAUCCCAAUCUAGAAGGAAAAGAUCUCACUCAAAACACCGAAGUAGAUCUGGCAACAGAUCACUGUCAAGACAAAAGGACAGACGAAGAUCCAGAAGUCCCCUGAAAAAACGGUCUAGAUCUAGGGAAAGGUGGAGAUCAAGAAGUCGCUCUCAUUCUUGGGACAAAAAAAGAGACAAAGAAAAAGUCAAGGAAAAAGAAAAGGCCAAAGAAAACGAGAGAGACCAAGACAAAGAGAAGGAGAGAAACUGGGACAAAGAAAAGGAAAGAGAGCGAGAUAAAGAGAGACACAGGGAUAAGGACAAGGAGAAGGACCAGGAGAAAGAACGGCAUAAAGAUCGAGAGAGAGUUAGAGGCAAGGAUAGGGAUAGAGACAGGGACAAGGACAGGGAAAAGAACAAGGAGGAGAAGGAAAAAGACAGAGAAGAGGUAGACCAGAACAAGGAAAAAUAUGAUGUUAUGAAAGAGGGGGAAAAGGAUAGAGAGAAGAUUAAGGACAAGGAGGGCGAUAAGGACAGAAGGGAAAAAGGGGACAAAGAAAAGGAGAAAGAUGAGAAGAAAGAGAAGAAGGAGCAAGAAAGAGAAAAAGAGAGAGAUGAUAAAAAAAAGAAAGAGAAGAGAUCCAGAACACCCCCAAGAAGCUAUAGCUCUUCAAGAAGAUCUCGUAGCUCCAGCAGAGAAAGACGUAAAACAAAGAGUAGAAGUCUCUCCAAGUCUCCUAAAACGACCAAAAAAAAGUCUUCACAAACUCCUUCUCCGAGAAGAAACAAGAAAGAGAAAAAAAGAGAAAGAGAUACAAAUAAUGAAAGAAAAGAAAGGGAAUACUUCAAGAAAAAAAUUAGUAAAGUAAAAGAGGGAAAGGAGAGAUCUGACAAAAGCACCACUACUUUGAAGGACAAAGAUCACACUGAAGAGGAUCAGAAUUCAGAAACUGACAAGGAAGUAGGCAAUAGAGAUACAGAAAGGAUUAGUGAAGUCCAACUACAACAGAAUGGGAACUGUCGACCAAAUGACGAAAACCAUUCAAUUAAAAUGGAAGAGGUUUAAAGCAAAAAAUGGACCACUGACUCAACUAAGGGAUGAAAUAUGAAACUUUUUCUUUCCCAGAACAAGGAAGAAAAUAUCAAUGUAAUCAAUCUGAACAUGGUGAUAGUACUAGUAGCUCUUCCAAUUCUAGUAACAGUUUUGUCAAUUUCUUGCUGUAAAGCAAGAGAGUACAGACCAGUAGUUAUACCCUGAAAAGGCAGAUGACAUCAGAACUAUUCAUGUCUGAAAAUCCAUGCAUCUCCAUGAUGGCUGUACUUGUAAAAUGAUUUAUGUUAAGUUUUGCCAUUUUCUGUUACGAAUAAGUAGAAACUGAAAGAUGUAAACCUGUACUAUCAAAAAAAAAAAGCUGAAUAUAUGCAUCAAAGAUUGUUUAAAGUUCUGCUUGUUCAUGAAUUUUGUAUUGACUUACUUUUCAGGUUAAAAAUCUACAAAACCUUCAAUGUGUACUGUUUGAUGUGCUUUAAAAUGGUGCAUAAAUGUACACAUUUUCUUCUGUUAUAAAUUAAAAUUAUUUUUAAACAUAAACAGAGUUUUAUGGUUCUUAUGUUAAAUGCCCACUGACUAGCUUGUUUUUCAUUUGCUUACUUCUUGAGAUUCUUGGAUUUUAUUUUAAACAAUUUCUUACUGUUAUGCUUAAAAUAAUUAUUUCUUUUAAAGUACUUGAACAAUGCAUGAUACUUUUCUGUUCCAAAAAGGAACAUGGCUAUGUUAUAGAUAAUAGGUUAGCUUACUGGGUUAUUUCAGGGUUGUUUUGUUUUUUUGUUUAUUUUUGUCCUUCCAGAAGUAAGCACAUUUAUAUGAUAUUAUGGUAACUUACAGCUUUGUUUUGAAUAGUACGGCAGUGUGUCUGUUCAGCUGCAAAUAGUACAGGUGCCAUUAUGAAAUUUUUUUUCUUACUUGUUUAAAAAACUAUGGGAGCACAAGCAGAAGCUUUAGUGCCUUCUUAAAAUUAUGUGGUAUUUUCCAGAAAUGUUUGUGCUAUUACUUAUUUUCAGCUAAAUCUUACAUUAUUUCUAUUGCUAUUUGCCACCACAAUACUGUAGACAAGAAAGCAACUUAUUUCUCAGAAGGAUUUUUUGAUUCCCUUGUUAAAAUACUAAAACUCCAUUUUUGCUUUUUUUUUUUUUUUUUUUUUUUUUUUACUAGAAGAGAUUUAUAGGUGAAAGCAAAGAUGCAUUUCGGGUACCACCACUGUACAAAAGCAGUAGCUGAAUACAAAGCAUUUUCUGAUCACCUGCAUCAAAGACAGUCCUUCAGACAUUUAAUCUACAUUUGGAUGGCCUUAAUUGUUACCUCUCCAUUGUCAUCUCUGAUACCUGUUGGGUGAUAAAUAAGGAAUCAGAUGCAAAGCUGAGAUGAUAAAUAAUUUUGGAAAAUGUUCUAAUUUACACAGGAGUUAUACAGUAGAGAUUCUUUUUUUCAUUCUUUAAAGAAAAAACAUGUAAGAAGAGAAUGACAAACCAAAUAUUUUUGUCAAGCUAAACCACUGAGUACUUGAGUACCUUGAGUACUGUGUCCAGUUCUGGGCCCCUCAGUUUAGGAAGGAUGCUGAGACGCUUAAGCACAUCCAGAGGAGGGCAACGAGGCAGAUGAAGGGCUUGGAACACAAGCCCU